Molecule: messenger RNA, 3645 nt
Organism: Plasmodium berghei ANKA
Lineage: Eukaryota; Apicomplexa; Aconoidasida; Haemosporida; Plasmodiidae
Product: cdc2-related protein kinase 3
Exons: 2
Coding region: 1-3645 (1214 amino acids)
Biological process (GO): protein phosphorylation; positive regulation of transcription elongation by RNA polymerase II
Cellular component (GO): cyclin-dependent protein kinase holoenzyme complex; nucleus
Molecular function (GO): RNA polymerase II CTD heptapeptide repeat kinase activity; ATP binding; cyclin-dependent protein serine/threonine kinase activity
Source: RefSeq, a predicted model, not a curated record
AUGAAUGAGCUUGAAGAAAACGAAGAGGAAUUUUUUCUUAAUAUUUUUAGGGGGGGGCCGGGUAAACAUUUUUUCUCAAAAAAUGAAAAUUUUUUUUUAGAAACCAACACUCUUGAAAAUAACAUAAGAAAUAAACUUUUAAAAAAUAUAGAAAACCCUUGUUUUUUAUCUAAACUUUCUGAAUUAAAAUACAAAUUGUUAUAUGAUUUUUGUGUUAUAAAAAAAAAAGAAAUUCAAAAUAAGAUUUGGAAAAAUAUAGAAAAUGUGGUUAAUAACUUAUGUGAUGAAGAUGCUAUCAAUGUGCAUGAACAUUUAAUUAAAUCCAAAAAAAAAAAAGAUGAAAAAAUAUUUUUGGGAUAUAUACAUAUAUACAAUAAUAAUACAACAAGUAAAGAUGAAUUAGGUUCAACAUAUUUAAUAAGAAGCAUAGAAAAUGAUAAAAUUGAAAAAAAAAAUAAUAAUAUGAAAUCUUAUUUACCUCAAAAUAUAGACUUAGAAAAAAUAUUAUGGAAUAAAAUAAAUUUAAAUAAAUAUAAAAAUUUUAAAGAAAUAAAUAAAAAUAUAAAUAUGUUAUGGGAUAUAUACAUAAAUUUUAAUAUUUUAAAUUUAAAUAAAUGUAAAAAUAAAGAAAUUGUAAGGGAUAUAUUAAUAAACUUAAUAAAAAAAGAUAAUCAUUUAAUUAAUAUUAUUCCAGGGAAUAAUCAAAUUAGAUUGUCUAAUAUUCUAAAUAUAUAUAAAAGGGAUAAAGCUGAAAAUAAGCAAAUAAAAAUCCCAAUUUUAAAUAUUGAGACACAAGUACAAAAUGAAAAUCAGAAAAAUGUACACAACGAAAAUAACUCUGAUUUAUCUUUUCAUUUAAAUGUUGGUUCAAUUGUUGAGCAAAGUCCUGAAAUAGUAAAAGAUAAUUUCAAUAAUAUAAAAAAUGAUCAAAACGAAGUUCAAACAUAUUUAAAGAAAGAAGGAAAUGGAGAUAUAAAAGAAAAAGAUAAAACAAUUGAUCAAACAAAUUUAUAUGAAUGGAAGGAUAAUUCAUCAAUUAAAAAUGUGUUUUCCUUGUUUUCUUCAACAAAUAAUUCAAAUAUAAUUUUAAAACCAAAAAAAGAUAUUUUAAAAAAAAUUAAAUUAAAAUCAAUGAAAAACGAAACAGAAAAUGAAAAUAAUUUAACACAUGAAUUGUUAUUAUAUUCUAUUAAAGGGGAAAUACAAAUAAAAGUAAAAAAUAUUGUCAAAAUACAUCAAGUUGGGCAAGGAGCAUAUGGAGAUGUAUGGAUGGCUGAGGAUAUAGAAAAUAAUAAAAGAAUUGCUUUAAAAAAAUUAAAAUUAAAUGGAAAUAAAGAAGGAUUAGCUAAAACAUACAUCAGAGAAAUAUCUAUACUUAAUUCUUUACAACAUAAAAAUGUUGUUGAACUUAUUGGUGUUAUUCGUACAAAUAUUAUUCCAGAAGAAAUAAAAUCAAAUAAUAUAUUAUAUAAUUUUGAAAAAAAAAAUCAACUUUUAAAUUAUCAAAAUGUAAAAGAUAAAUCCAUUGAUUCGUAUAUAAUGCCCGACCGAGCUUUAAAAAAGAAGUUAGCGAAAUGUAGCUCCAUUUAUCAAAGUAGUGAAAGUAGCGAAAGUAGUGAAAGUAGCUCUGACAGCUCUGAUGGGAUUUCUUGUGACAGCGACUCUUGUUUGUGCAAUAAGAAUCCAUUGAACAAAAAAGUAAAUUCAUGUGCAUCUAUUUGGAUGGUUUUUGAAUACGUUCCGUUUGACUUAUCUGGAUAUAGCGAGCUGCUUCGAGAAGAACGUCAACAAAAAGAUAGAUAUAAAAAUAUGAAUUUGUUUACAAUAGGUGAAAUAAAAAAUAUAAUGUUACAAUUAUUCCAAGCGCUAGAAUAUUGUCAUAAAAAUAAUGUAAUACAUAGAGAUAUAAAAAUAGCAAAUUUAUUAAUAGAUGCAAAUGGUAUUUUAAAAUUAGCUGAUUUUGGAUUAGCUAGAUUCCAUAUAGAUAGUUUUGCAUCUAACAUGACAAACAGAGUUAUUACUUUAUGGUAUAGACCACCAGAAUUAUUAUUAGGUUCAGAAAAUUAUUCAUCUAGUGUAGAUAUGUGGAGUUGUGGAUGUGUUUUAGGAGAAUUGCUGACAAGUAACCCUUUAUUUACCGCUGAUAAUGAGUCAGAUAUUUUAAAAACUAUAGUAAAUAAAAUAGGGGUUCCCAAUAACAAUGAUUAUAAAUUUUUGAAAAGAUUGCCACUAUGGAAUAAAAUAAAGUUUAAUCCAAUACACCCAAGUAAUAUAAAUAAUUUAAAUCAAACUAAAAAAAUAGAAACUGAAUAUAUUAUAAAAAAUUUAAAUGGCGUUGGAGAAAUAGGAUUAGACCUUUUAAAGAAGCUUUUAAAAUGGGACCCUUUAGAAAGAAUAUCAGCACAUGAUGCUUUAAGUCAUCCAUGGUUUAGAACUCAUCCUUUACCUGAACCUAUUCAACAAAGAUGUAACAUUAAAGCUGCUCAUAGCUUUAUGACAAAAAGUUAUAAAAAAAGAGAUGCUCCAAAAAUUAAUUUAAAAAAAAAAAUACAAGAAAAUUUUAGAUUUUUAAAUGUUGGAAAAUAUAGAAAAAUAUAUUUUAUGAAUAAAUAUAACGGCAACAUUCCUCAACAGUUGACUUCUCAAAUGUCACAUUCUUUUCUACCAGAUAACGAAUUUCAAGGAAUAAAAAACAAAUACACUUCAAACGAAAUUGAACUUCAAAUUGGAAAAGAAAACAAAAUAGAUAAGGAAGAAAAAUUAGAUAAUAUAACUCGGAUACAGGAAAAUAUUCAAACAGAUCAAGCUAAUGCUAAGAUAUUGUCUAAUUCUGCAGAUUAUUUUGAAAAAAAAAAUAUAAAAAAAAAUAAUAAUAUUCCAGAUACAGAAAUAAUUAGUAAAGAUGGGUAUGGAUACAACAAAUAUGAUAAAAGUUCACAAAAUGAAUAUGAAAAUAAAUAUAAAAAUAUAGAUAGGCAAAAUAAAUAUAUGAACAAAUAUCAAAAUGAUAACAAAAAAUACUAUAAUGAUAUAGAAAAGAAGAAAACAUCUGAUGAUUAUCGAGCUGGCUAUGAAUCUAAUAGCCAAUGGGGAAAAGGAAAUUACAUAAUUAAAGACAGAAGAAGUAGGGAAAGAAGAAUUAGAGGCAGCUGGAGUAGGGAAAGAAGAAGUAGGGAAAGAAGAAGUAGGGAAAGAAGAAGUAGGGAAAGAAGAAGUAGGGAAAGAAGAAGUAGGGAAAGAAGAAGUAGGGAAAGAAGAAGUAGGGAAAUAAGAAGUAGGGAAAUAAGAAGUAGGGAAAGAAGAAGUAGGGAAAGAAGAAGUAGGGAAAUAAGAAGUAGGGAAAGAAGAAGUAGGGAAAGGAACUGGCAUAGAAAAGAAUAUUGGAAAAGAGCCGGAAAUAAAAGGGAUUAUCGAAAUAGAGACAGAAAUAAAUAUGACGAAAGGCAUGAAGAAAAAUAUGACGAAAAAUAUAGGGAUCGAUAUCGAAGUGAAAAUAGGGAGAAAGAUAAGUGGUGCGGGAAAAAAAGAGAGUAUGAAAAAGAAGAUGAAUUGAAUAAGUCAAGAGAAUUAAAAAAGGAAAUAAAAGAAGAAAAUAGAAAAAAACAAAAAUUAAAUUCAGAAAAUAUCAAAGAUGAAAAAAAAUAA